AUGUCGGCCAAAGAGCUGGCUUCACAUCGCAAACGAAUAGAACGACGUACAAGAAUCAUCUCAAAAGUAAUCGACAGACUUGUUCCUCUUCGUGUUCUCCUUUUCCUCGUCGGCUUUGGAUGGUUGUUGCUCCUGCCUUGGGACGGACUCAGCAGGCGGACAUGGAUAGACGAGAAUGCGCUCCAGCCCGGACAAGUAAACGUUGACUGGAGCUGGGCAGAUGUUAGAUUUGCAGACAUCAAGCUCGGCUUAUUGGAGGAUUUGUGGAGACGAAAUGCAUCCAGCGCAGAACGUGCAGAGUUUAUUUCUUCCCAGUUUCGUGAGCUGGGCAUUGCGUCGGCGACUCAACAAUACACCUUCUCGACUCCUACUGGCGACUUUGCCGGUGUCAACGCAUAUGGAACGUUCCGGUCCCCUCGCACGUCUGGAGCAGAGGCCAUAGUCAUCGUGGCCUCAUGGAUUUCUCGUGAAGACGAAGGUCAGAAGCGACAGCCAAAUCUUCGAGGAAUAGCGACUGUGUUGUCACUAGCAAAUAACCUUCGUCGCCAGUCAGUCUGGGCAAAAGAUCUCAUAUUUCUCGUGUCCGACUCGUAUCUGGAUGGAGCACACGCCUGGCUGAGUGAAUAUCAUGGGUCCAGUCAAAAGCCUCUCAAUGAUCCGGAACCUGCGGGCGUUAUUUGGACCGCCCUCGUAAUAGAUUAUCCAGGGCACUCUUUCAGUCACCUUGGCCUCUUCUUUGAGGGAACAAAUGGUCGCCUCCCCAACCAAGACUUGUCGAAUUCCCUAUCUGUCAUCUCUCGAAAUAUGGGUGUACCACUCGUGCUGUACGAUCACAAGGAUGAUCAAAUCCACCGCGGACCCGCAAUUUUGCAACCGCUUGCCGACCUCUUUGACAUUAAUCUGCCCGAUUAUGUACGCCGCGUCCGAAACAUUGGACGCCAUGUCUCUUAUCAGGCCAUUGGAGAACCAAGCGGCGUUCAUGGUCUUUUCCACCGGUAUCGCAUCGAUGCAAUCACGCUUUACACCGUUCCUGCAACAGGGCCUCAUGGCUUCCACUCCCUCGGAAGAGUGAUAGAAUCGCUUCUUCGAACUACAAAUAAUCUCCUCGAACGCCUCCAUGCAUCAUUCUUCUUCUACCUCUUCACCGCACCCAGCGAGUUUGCAGAGUUUGCACGCUACUUACCACCGGUUAUUAUCCUCGGUCUCGCAGCGAGCUUUGGAGGGCUCCAUCUCUAUGUCCAAACAGGGUGGAUUCAGCACGAAGAGCGGUCAGAGAAGGACGACGAAGAUGAUGAGGGAAAGCUGGUCUGGCAUAUGCGGGACAGACCCGUACUGGAAGUUUUGUGUAUCAUGGGUGCGACGCAUCUCGUCGGUAUCGCCACGCUCGCCAUCGUUCAUCAGGCUUGGUUUUGGGCUCUUGUACAGGAGGCUGAUUUGUCGCUCGCAAUCGGGAUCGUCAGCGUGCCGUCCGUGCUUCUCCUCCUCGCUGUUGGAGUCUAUUCCUUUGCGAUUCGGCCUUUACCGCCAACAACGCCAGCAUUACUCAAGGCACUCAACCUAUGCUGUCUUGGCGUCGUUAUCUCUGUUAUUGCCGUCGCCAACUUUAGCUUGAGCGUGACUAUUGCCGUUCUCGCGACAGUGCCGCUCUGCCUUGUUCCAGUACGACUGGAUCAACCUAUAACAGAAAAUGUAAGCAAGCUUGUCAAGCUUCAGCCGGUUCUUCGUCCAGCGGCGGUGGCAUUCGUUCUGCUCAUCAGUCCGAUGGGCUUACUGCAAUGCGCUAGGUCGUUGGGUGCCCUCUAUCCGACAUUGACAGACGUUGCGAUUUCAGGAUGGCUGAGGAGGAUACUCUGGGAAGCUGUCAUUCUCAAGACGUGGUUCGUCCCCAUCACUUGUGCGGUUUAUUUGCCACUUGUCCUUCAAGGUUUGGUUGUCUGCCUGCUACCUUUUUAA
Molecule: messenger RNA, 1953 nt
Organism: Serendipita indica DSM 11827
Lineage: Eukaryota; Fungi; Basidiomycota; Agaricomycetes; Sebacinales; Serendipitaceae
Source: the annotation of a GenBank genome assembly